This is a messenger RNA of Bombus huntii, 1434 nucleotides long. RefSeq lists its product as uncharacterized. The coding region runs from base 1 to 711 and encodes 236 amino acids. The transcript is spliced from 4 exons. Gene Ontology annotation, cellular component: plasma membrane. Gene Ontology annotation, biological process: sensory perception of smell; detection of chemical stimulus involved in sensory perception of smell. Lineage: Eukaryota; Metazoa; Arthropoda; Insecta; Hymenoptera; Apidae. The record is from RefSeq and is a predicted model, not a curated record. Gene Ontology annotation, molecular function: odorant binding; olfactory receptor activity.
AUGUGUUUUAAUUACGCGUUACAGCGUACAGUCGAGGAAAUGAUGACUUAUGUUAAAGAAGCACAACAAUACGAGAAAAAAAUCUUCUACAAGUACAUCAAGAAAUGCUAUGUUUUCUGCGGUGGUUCCAUGGCAUGUACGUAUGUGACAGCGACUUGUUUUUCGUUACGACCUAUAAUCUUGCCAGUUUCUCUCCCAUUUGAUGCGGAGUAUCCAUUUGCUAUCAAUUAUACAUCAAUGUAUGUUAUCAUAUAUAUGCACCAUGCUUGCCUUUGUAUUCAAACCGCUGCACACGUAUGCGUAAGCUCAUUUGGGGCGCUUUUACUUUGGUUUACGGUAGCGAGAUUUGAGUGUUUAGCCGCGGAAUUGGAAAGGAGCACAGACAUCGAUGCGUUGGUUGUUUGCGUAAAGAAACAAUUACAUUUAAAAAGAUACGCGGAAGAAGUGUUUAAUAGUUUUCGAUUUUUGGUACUGUAUGCCAUUGGAGUAGCCACGUUUGGUAUUACUCUGUGUUUUCUUAUGGUGCUUGUAAAUGUACCUCUAUUUGUGAAACUACAGUUUAUAGGCGUAUGUGUCACUGUACUUAUGGAAAUUUACUUAUACGCGUGGCCAGCUGAUUAUUUAAAAGAUAUGGUAGUAACAAAAAUGUGGUUUCUAUGUCCUGGAGAAAUACAAAUGUUCACUUUUUUAAAAUCAGUUAAAUUUUCAUAAUUUCUAGAGUAUGGACGCUCCACAAAGUAUAUAUAACUCAACAUGGUAUGAACAGAAAUUGGGAAUGCAGAAAAGUCUACUGAAUGUGUUAAUAUAUCGACAACCGCUAACGCUUUCAAUCGCAUGCAUAGUGCCAGAGCUCUCUUUGCGUUACUACUGUUCGUACCUGUCCAAUGCCUUCUCCAUGUUCACUACUUUGCGCGUUAUGAUACACAAUUAAUCCAAGAUGGAUGUGUUCUGAAUGUGGUUCUAUUCGUAUAAAGGAACAUUUGUUGUAAUAAUCGUGAUUAAUGUCACUAAAUUUUAUAACUAAUUGUGUAAUAACAUCGUAUUUUAUGGAUAUAACACACAAAUAUAUGUACGAAUAAAAACUAUUAUCAAAGUAUAAUUAUGAAACCUAUGAAAUAUGUCUAAUUAAAUGCGCACAGUUAACAGUGCUAAGUCGUUGAUAAAAUUUGUAACAGAGUAUGGAAUGGUUCUGUAAUGAAAAAGCGAUGAAUAAACUUACAUACCUUAAAAAACAUAUGACAACACAAUAAUGGCAGUAGUAAAAUUUGUUGCUUCGAAUGAAGUACCAUAAUUAAACAUGCGUUUAUUAUCAAAGUGCAAGAACCACGCGAAAAAUUUAUGCAAUAGAUUUAUUUCGUCUGAACUGCAAGUAGUAAGAACAUUUUGUUGAAUAUAUUUCUUUAAUAUCAAAUAUAUAAUAUUAAUAGAAUUAUU